Molecule: messenger RNA, 1005 nt
Organism: Octodon degus (degu)
Lineage: Eukaryota; Metazoa; Chordata; Mammalia; Rodentia; Octodontidae
Gene: Ibsp
Product: integrin binding sialoprotein
Exons: 6
Coding region: 1-954 (317 amino acids)
Biological process (GO): extracellular matrix organization; bone mineralization; ossification
Cellular component (GO): extracellular region
Source: RefSeq, a predicted model, not a curated record
AUGAAGAUUGCCUUCAUUUUUCUCAGUAUCUUGGGGAUGGCCUGUGCAUUCUCAAUGAAAAAUUUGCAUAGAAGAAUCAAAUUAGAAGAUUCUGAAGAAAAUGGGGUCUUUAAAUACAGGCCACAAUAUUAUCUUUAUAAGCAUGGCUACUUUUACCCUCCUCUAAAACGAUUUGCACUUCAGGGCAGCAGUGACUCUUCGGAAGAAAAUGGAAAUGGUGACAGUUCAGAAGAAGAGGAGGAAGAAGAGGAGACUUCAAAUGAAGAAGAAAACAAUGAGGAUUCUAAUGGGAACGAAGAUGAAGAAUCUGAAGCUGAGAAUACCACGCUUUCUACUGCGACACCUGGCUAUGGAGAAGAGGUCACUGCUGGAACAGAGUACAUAGGGUUAGCUGCAAUCCAGCUUCCAAAGAAGGCUGGGGAUAUAGGAACAAAACCUGCUAAGAAAGAGGAAAGUGAUGAAGAGGAGGAGGAAGAAGAGAAUGAAAAUGAGGAAAAUGAAGCAGAAGUGGAUGAAAAUGAACAAGCUGUGAAUGGCACCAGCACCAACAGCACAGAGGUGGAGAAUGGUAAUGGCAGCAGUGGUGCAGACAAUGGAGAAGAAGGGGGUGAAGAAAGUGACACAGCAGCCACCACAGCAGGAACUACUUUAACGGUAGUGCCAAGCACUGACAUCUCAAAGACAAUAGCCUCUCUAGGUGUUGGGUUUGAACCCACAACCCCACCUCCCAAGGUCGAUGGUACUACACCCUAUGGGAAGACUACCACAGCUGAGUAUGGGGGUGAGUACGAGCAAACAGCUGGUGCUGAAUACGACGCUGGGUAUGAAGUCUAUGACAAUGAGAAUGGGGGGCCUCGUGGCGACAAUUACCGACCCUAUGAAGAUGAAUACAGCUACUACAAAGGGCGUGGCUAUGAUGGCUAUGAUGGUCAAGAUUACUACUACCAUCAGUGAAGACCAGCCUAGGGUGGAGUCACCAUGCCAGCUUGCAUCUGGCUGCCAGUU